CACUGGGACUCUAGCCCAAUACAGGCAUUUGUCUUAAAAACGGCGAAGUCUCAAGCCAACAGAGAUAGGGUUUUCGAUUGUCACCACCACCACCACUUCUGGUAACGCAGUGUCUCUGAUUUUCACUUGGUUAAAGACCUCUAGCUUCACGGUCAAACAUCAUAAACCUUUUGCCGCCGUCACUAAUAGGAAUUAACUGAUCUCGUCAAUGGCGGAGGUGGAGGAGAUUGCGCACGAGGAGCAGAAUAUCGAGAAGAGGGAGAAGAAGAAAGGUAAACACGAGAAGCCGAAGCCAUGGGAUGAUGACCCAAACAUCGACCGUUGGACAAUCGAGAAGUUUGAUCCGGCAUGGAACCCCACUGGUAUGACUGAAACCAGCACGUUCUCAACACUCUUUCCUCAAUACAGAGAGAAGUAUCUUCAGGAGUGUUGGCCUAGAGUUGAAUCUGCUCUUAAGGAGUACGGUGUCGCCUGCAAGCUCAACUUGGUUGAAGGUUCUAUGACUGUUUCGACGACGAGGAAGACAAGAGAUCCAUACAUCAUUGUCAAAGCUAGGGAUUUGAUUAAGCUUCUUUCCAGAAGUGUCCCUGCUCCUCAGGCAAUUAAGAUUCUCGAAGAUGAGGUGCAAUGUGAUAUCAUCAAGAUCGGUAACUUGGUUAGAAAUAAGGAAAGAUUUGUUAAAAGAAGGCAGCGGCUUGUGGGUCCUAAUUCUUCUACCUUGAAGGCGCUGGAAAUAUUAACCAACUGUUACAUUCUAGUUCAGGGAAGUACUGUAGCCGCUAUGGGUCCAUUUAAAGGUCUCAAACAGCUCAGAAGGAUUGUGGAAGACUGCGUACAGAAUAUAAUGCAUCCUGUAUACCAUAUAAAGACUCUCAUGAUGAAAAAAGAACUGGAGAAGGAUCCAGCUCUUGCAAAUGAAAGCUGGGAUAGGUUUCUUCCCACAUUCAGGAAGAAAAAUGUUAAGCAAAAGAAACCCAAAAGCAAGGAGAAGAAGCCAUACACACCUUUCCCACCUCCUCAACCACCUAGCAAGAUUGAUAUGCAGUUGGAGUCUGGAGAAUACUUCAUGAGUGAUAAAAAGAAGUCAGAGAAAAAAUGGCAGGAGAAGCAAGAGAAACAGUCAGAGAAGAGCACAGAGAACAAAAGAAAGAGAGAUGCCUCAUUCCUCCCACCUGAGGAGCCUAUGAACAACAAUAGCAACGCAAACAAAUCAGAGGAUGGAAAGAAUGAUAUAACCGAGUUAACAAAUUCCUUGAAGAGCAAGACGAAGGAGUUGAAAAAGCAGAAAAAGACACACGAGAGAGUGAAUGCGGAGGAGUAUAUUGCUGGUCCAUCUUCUUCUGCUGAUAAAUCUUCCAAGAAGUCCAAAAAGAUUAGAGAUUAAUUCUAAAUCCUGUUUUUUUUUAAAAAAAAAAAAGAGAGAAAAGAUUGAAACUUAUCUAUGCUCAAAACUGUAAAAACAAGUUAAAUCUUUAUUUCAGCCGUCAAGUUACUUCAUUAACCAAAGAGGUAUUACAAAGUUGGCCAAGAUAUUACAACAGGCAGGAUUCACACACAAUCUCUCGCUUGCUUCGCUAGACUACUUGUAUGCAUAAAAGAGAAGAUACAUGUCUUUGAAAUGUUGAUAUUAGCAAGAUAUGUAUCGUAA
Messenger RNA from Arabidopsis thaliana (thale cress), 1648 nucleotides. RefSeq names its product RNA-binding KH domain-containing protein. Gene Ontology annotation, cellular component: nucleolus. Gene Ontology annotation, molecular function: RNA binding. Gene Ontology annotation, biological process: ribosome biogenesis. The record is from RefSeq and is marked reviewed. Lineage: Eukaryota; Viridiplantae; Streptophyta; Magnoliopsida; Brassicales; Brassicaceae. The transcript has 11 exons. Bases 209 to 1384 code for a protein of 391 amino acids.